Messenger RNA from Camelina sativa (false flax), 516 nucleotides. Lineage: Eukaryota; Viridiplantae; Streptophyta; Magnoliopsida; Brassicales; Brassicaceae. The record is from RefSeq and is a predicted model, not a curated record.
GUUGCUCCCGAAGUACUCAAGCGCAGAUCAGGCCCUGAAUCAGAUGUCUGGAGCAUUGGUGUUAUUACGUAUAUAUUACUUUGUGGGAGGCGCCCUUUUUGGGAUAGGACAGAAGACGGUAUAUUUAAGGAGGUUUUAAGAAACAAACCUGACUUCCGUCGCAAACCAUGGUCAACUAUAAGCGACAGCGCGAAAGAUUUUAUUAAAAAGUUACUUGUGAAAGACCCACGAGCACGGCUAACUGCUGCACAAGCCCUAUCACAUGCAUGGGUUAGAGAAGGGGGCAAUGCCACUGAUAUCCCUGUUGACAUUUCAGUUCUGAACAACUUACGCCAGUUUGUUAGAUACAGCCGUCUAAAGCAAUUUGCGUUAAGAGCUCUGGCUAGCACUCUUGACGAGGCAGAGAUUUCUGACCUCAGAGAUCAAUUUGAUGCGAUUGAUGUAGAUAGAAAUGGUGUCAUAAGUCUUGAGGAGAUGAGACAGGCACUUGCCAAAGAUCUUCCAUGGAAACUGAAG